UUAUAAACAGCCACGAUUUAGUUCGAGUUUUCUACAAAAACAACGGAAAGAGUGAUUCGAGUUGCAAUGUAAAAUCGUGAAUUAAAGUAUAAAGACAUAGAAUUGGCAGUGAUUAUAAAAAUUAAUUUAUAAGUUAUUGUAAAAUUUGUUCGAGGCAAGCAACACAAAAGAUUCAAAAAUGACAAAAGGGUUCCUGAUUUUUCUUUUACUUUUCAAUAUUUAUCAUCAAUCUUCGGGAUUUUUUCAAUCGCCGGAUAAGGUCGCUGAGAAGCAAUGUUUCUGUGAAGUAAGUUCUUAUCAUUGAUUAAAGAAUUACUUUGUGACAUUAUCUUGAUCAAUAUGAAUCAUUUUGGGAAUUUCCGCAAGAAAUUAGAAAUUCAUGAAAAUCGGAACUGUAUCUUUUUGUGUACGUGCCUCUUUUCGUGCAUAUACGUACAUCUGUUUUGUUCCUACAUGUUCUAUUGUCGUGUGUAAAAAGAUAUAUCAUAACAAAAACAUACUUUAUUCAUUAUUGCUAUAAACUUAAAGGCAAUGUUGAUGAUUGUAGCUGUAGCGUUGAUACGGUCGAUUACUAUAACAAUGUUAAAAUAUUUCCACGAUUAAAGAGUCUUUUACAAUCCAAUUAUUUCCGAUUCUUUAAAGUCAAUUUACAUAAUGACUGUCCAUUUUGGAAGGACGUUGACUUUGAGUGUGCUAUGAAAUUCUGUCAUGUUGAAUCAUGCGAAGAGAAAGACUUACCAGUUGAAUUACAAGAUGACAUUGACGACAAACCUAAGAAGGAAGCACCAAAAGAUAAAUAUCUGAAAGAGAAUCAAGUUUUAGGAUGCAAAGAAGAUUACAAUAAGGAACUAGAUUUAGUCAAUAAAUCUAUUAGCGAGAAGCAACACGAAGAAUUGCAAAAAUGGUCAGAACAUGAUGAAGCACAAGACAGUUUUUGUGUAUUGGACGACCAUCAAGAGAAAGCAGAAUAUGUUGAUUUAUUGCUUAAUCCAGAAAGAUUUACUGGUUAUCAAGGACGAUCUGCUAACAGGAUAUGGCAGACAAUUUAUAAGGAAAAUUGCUUCAAAUCCCCAAAAGUAUCAAAAGAACAGUCAUCAUACAAGCAAUUAAUGAAAACGAAAGUAUUAGAUGAAACUUGUUUAGAGGAAAGAGUUUUUUAUCGAAUGGUAUCAGGUUUACAUGCAAGCAUCAACGUACAUUUGGCAGCUAACUUCUUACAGUCUGAAAAAGAUUCACCGUUAGGAAUGGUUUCAAAGAAUGGACUAUGGGGACCUAAUUUAAAGGAAUUUGUCGCUAGAUUCAGUCCAGAAACAACAUAUGGUGAAGGUGAGAAAUGGCUUAGAAAUUUAUAUUUCGCAUAUCUUGUCGAACUACGUGCAAUCGCAAAAGUCGCACCUUAUUUAAGAAAUGAAGAAUUCUUCACUGGAAUCGAAAAAAGUGAUAAGGAAGUCAGACUUGCAGUUAAUGAUAUAUUAAAUGUGAUUGAGGCAUUCCCUUCGCACUUUGACGAAAGUAUUAUGUUUAAUGGAGUCAAUAUAAACUUGAAGAAUGAGUUUCGUGAAAAGUUCCUGAACAUUUCACGUAUUAUGGACUGCGUGGGUUGUGAUAAAUGUCGUUUGUGGGGUAAAUUACAAACUCAAGGAAUGGGAACAGCACUGAAGAUUUUAUUCUCCGGUAAAUUUGAACACAAUACUCUCGAGAACAACAUUUAUGUCACAGAUCAUCCAAUAAGGGAUGACUUUAAGAUGAGAAGAAGUGAAAUUGUUGCACUAUUUAAUGCAUUUGGAAGACUGUCAAGUUCAAUUUACUACCUAGAGUUGUUUAGAAAUCAACUUAGAUAAUAUUAAAAGGAUUUUAAAUUAAUUUUGUUGGCAUUUUGAUGAACAAAAAAAAACAAGCAUCAAAUGCUUACAAUUUGAUAUUAACGUAUAGUCAAUGAAGCUGGACUUAAUGUUUUAAUUGUUAGAGAGAAACUAUUUUUCGUCCAUUCUCGUUUUUACCUACAUACCUACCUUAAUUAAAAUUAUUUUUGGCAUAAAAGAAUAUUAAAUUUAACGAUAAAGCUAAAUGUUUAAAUUAUGAAAUAAAAUACGUUCUGCUCAUGACGAUCCAUUAUACUAUCAGGUGUGAAUUAAUUAUUCAAGUAUAGACAUUCGUGUUUUAGCAACUGUGUUUGCUAUCCUUCCUUCCAUCUCAUAAAGACAUCACAUUAUUUUGCUUAAUAUAUGCAUUUUCUAUGAUUAUUUUUUGUUACUGAUUUUUGUAAAAAUAAAGAACCUUUGUGUUGUGAA
This is a messenger RNA of Chironomus riparius, 2291 nucleotides long. Lineage: Eukaryota; Metazoa; Arthropoda; Insecta; Diptera; Chironomidae. The record is from the annotation of a GenBank genome assembly.